AUGGAGCCAUUUCAUUCAGAUGAUGAUGCCAUGGAAGAAGGUAUGGAGUCCCCAUAUCAACAUGGAAUUAACGGGGAGCCGCAGCUGCUUCCGCGUGUUGGAGAUCAGUACCAGGCAGUUAUCCCUCGUCUAGUCCCAGAGGAUGAUCGUUUAAAGCUCAUUAGAUGCUUCGGAUUAGAGCCCCACCUGGUUACAUUUGGUUUGCCUAUCCCACUUAUGUGGACAAGAAGUGAGAAAUUCAGAGGUUUUCGCGAGAUUGAAUUCGAAGGAGAAGGGAGACCUCCAUGCCGCCAUGUCUCCUCUGCUAGAAUGAGACCGAGGAGUCUUGUUCUUGCGUUGCCAUGCCAGAAAAAUGCAAAGUUAAAGUUCGGGUGGCUCGAUAAGAGCCUUUAUCCAUUCCCUGGAACUCUAGGUGAAUCUUGGGAAGACUCUGAGAAAGAGAGAUUUCUUCUUGGCCUCUACUUUCUUGGGAAAAACCUUGUCUUGCUGCAGAGAUUUGUUGGGAGCAAAAAGAUGGGAGACAUGCUCUCAUACUAUUACGGCAGCUUUUACAGGUCUAAUGAAUACAAGAGAUGGGUAGAUGGACGCAAGUCCAGGAGAAGCAGACGGUCUGUUCAGGGCCACAAGUUAUUAACAGAUUGGAGGCAACAAGAAUUGCUCUCUCGGAUCUCCUGUCAUGUAUCCGAGGAAUGCAAGAGUAUGUUGCUUAAGGUAUAUAAAGCAUUUAGAGAAGAUAGGAUUGCACUGGAGGAGUAUGUGUUCACUUUAAAGAAUUUGGUUGGUAUUGAUAUGCUUACUGAAGCGAUUGGCAUAGGUAAAGGCAAGAAAGAUUUGACCAACUCCGCGUUAGAGCCGACCAAGUUGAAUCCUGGAGCCUCCAAAGUCCGAAUACGCAAUGAUCUUCCCGUUGCAGAUAUUGUCAAAUUCUUAACCGGAGAGUAUAGGAUGAGCAAGACCCGGUCCAGUGACCUCUUCUGGGAAGCUGUUUGGCCACGUUUGUUGGCAAGAGGGUGGCAUUCUGAGCAGCCGGAAGAUGGUCCAAAGAACUCUCUUGUUUUUCUCAUACCGGAAGCCGAUAAGUUUUCCAGGAGGGACAUGUCAAAGGGGAAUCACUACUUUGAUACUCUCACUGAUGUCUUGAACAAGGUUGCUUUAGAUCCCACGCUUCUUGAGCUCACUACUGAUGAUAUUGGGAGGAGCAAAGACGAGGAAAUCAAGAAUGACCCGCCGAUAGAUAUAGAGGAGUCUGAUGAUGAUUCUUCACAAAACAAUAAGAAGAAGAAAAGGUACCUACAACCACGCAUCAAAUCAAGUAAAAGUCAGGAGGUGACCAUGUUUACGAUCGUGGAUACCAGUGGUGUGAAAGAAGGAUGUACAUUGAAAGAGCUAAGAUCUUUGCCUAUUGAGACAUGCAAUUCAGUAGCAAACCCCCCAACAAGUUACUUGAGUGAAUCUGAGGAUUACCAGCUGUCAGAAGACUAUAAAAACAAGGCAGAGACAGCAACAGUCAGUAUUAGUCCUGGUAAGAGCAGCUCUGUAAACAUGGACAGUUCAAGCACCAUUUCGCUAAAUGAGAGUCUGCAGAAGAACCGGAAACGAGGGAGACCAAGAAAUCCAAAGUUGUUACACAACAGGGGUAGCUUGGUUAAUUGUGCUCAGAAAUCAAUGAAGAAGGGGACAAAGAUGAGACCAAGCCCAUUAGAAGCUGAUCAAAACGUAGUGCUGACGAGAGAAGAGCAUAUCGAUACUCUGAAACUGUCCUCUGCAGAAGAUAGCUGCUGUGGAAGAAAUAAAGGUUGCCGCCAAAUAUCACCGGGAAGACUUGAAAUCAGAGAAGAUUUCGACUUGAACGUUUCACAAAUUUCACUAGAAGGCGAAGCUUUCGGGGUGGAUAACAGUGAGAGCUCUUGUGCACAGCAGUCAUCUAUUCAAAUGGAUGAGGAAAAGCAGUGUAAGACUCGAGAGCUGCAGGUAAGCGGUGGUCCUGGGCGGAGGCAGAGUACAAGGACCCGACCAUUGACUGCAAAAGCACUCGAAGCUUUUGCUUUCGGGUACCUUGGUAACUCGGAAAAGAAGAAAAAGUCUACGGAGGUGUCAAGAAAAAAGUAUACAAAGCGAAUCCGUAAAGAACAAGCCUUGAAUCACGAGGAAUCUAGCAGUUAG
Molecule: messenger RNA, 2163 nt
Organism: Eruca vesicaria subsp. sativa (arugula)
Lineage: Eukaryota; Viridiplantae; Streptophyta; Magnoliopsida; Brassicales; Brassicaceae
Source: the annotation of a GenBank genome assembly